AAUGCAGACAAACAUUGAAAUACCAAACAUCAAUGAAGAGAAUACCAUCGUUCUUCAUGAGUCAGAAUGUAAUGGAGAAACGCAAGAUACUAUACCAAAUUAUAGUGUAGCUUUGGCUCUCUUUACCACCUUUUUUUGCUUUUGGCCAAUUGGAGUUGGAGCUCUUGUCAGUUCCCUUAGGACGCGACGAGCCCUACAAAGAGGAAAUCUGUCAUCUGCUAAGGCAAAUGCUAAAAGCGCUAGAAGUCUGACUUUAAUUAGCAUAGGAAUCGGAAUUAUUUUAUGGGUUGUCAUUGGAAUAUUGCUUGGUGUUAUUUUUGGUUUAUCCUUCUAG
Molecule: messenger RNA, 334 nt
Organism: Dimorphilus gyrociliatus
Lineage: Eukaryota; Metazoa; Annelida; Polychaeta; Dinophilidae
Source: the annotation of a GenBank genome assembly